This is a messenger RNA of Mugil cephalus (flathead mullet), 2004 nucleotides long. It is a transcript of the gene mmp23bb, whose product is annotated as matrix metallopeptidase 23bb. The transcript has 8 exons. Gene Ontology annotation, molecular function: metalloendopeptidase activity; zinc ion binding. Gene Ontology annotation, biological process: collagen catabolic process; extracellular matrix organization; proteolysis. Gene Ontology annotation, cellular component: extracellular matrix. The record is from RefSeq and is a predicted model, not a curated record. The coding region runs from base 318 to 1346 and encodes 342 amino acids. Lineage: Eukaryota; Metazoa; Chordata; Actinopteri; Mugiliformes; Mugilidae.
GGUGAAGAGUUAAACCCCGCUCACCUGACCCCGCCCCUCUGGACUGGACCCGCCCCGCUGCAGCACAGCUCUGCUCCGGGAACUUCUCUCACUUAGUCCCGGAGCUCAGAAGAAGAACCGGGACCAGACCAGGACCAGACCAGGACCAGACCAGGACUCGGAGCCGCCGCCGGGUCAGCUGGUUCUGGAAUAAGACGAACCGGAUUCGGGUCUGAUUCUGGUUCGGUUCGGGUCUGAUUCGGUGUUUCCUGCCGGGACCGGACGGACUGACGGGGUGGGGGGGUCAUGGUCCGGACCGUGAAGGACCAGAACCCAACAUGGACCUGGUUCAGCUGAUGAUGAUGAUGAUGAUGAUGAAGACCUCUGAAGGAGGACGGAGACAGAGACGCUACGCUGUCAACCCCCUGGGACAGAAGUGGACUCACCACAACCUCACAUACAGGAUCGUCCAGUUCCCUAACACGCUGGGCGUGGAGGACACCAGGAAGGCCAUCAGCAUCGCCUUCACCAAGUGGAGCGACGUGUCCCCUCUGUCCUUCUCUGAGGUUGCCGACGGCAACGCCAGCGUGGACAUCACCAUCGGUUUCUACACCUUCAACCACACAGACUGCUGGUGGUCUCCGCUCCACCCCUGCUUCGACGGGCUGAACGGGGAACUGGCCCACGCCUUCCUGCCCCCCCGCGGGGAAAUCCACUUCGACAACCACGAGUUCUGGAUCCUCGGGAAGUCCAGGUUCAGCUGGAGACAAGGCGUCUGGCUCAACGAUCUGGUCCAGGUUGCGGCUCAUGAGAUCGGUCACGCUCUGGGUUUGUGGCACUCGAGAAAUCCAGCAGCUCUGAUGCAUCCGAACGCAACGUACACGGGUCAGAGGAACCUGGACCAGGACGACGUCUGGGGCAUCCAGAGACUCUACGGUUGUCUGGACAAGAAGAGGGUCUGUGACCCGUGGGCUCGACUCGGUUUCUGUGAACGGAGGAAAACCUUCAUGAAGAAGAACUGUCCCCGACGCUGUGACCUCUGCUACGAGCCCCCGGAUGCGGUUGCCACGGCGACGCCGCCUCCAGCCAACCUGAAGGUGAAGGUGGUUCCCCGUGGGAAGGUGGUCGGUUUCCGCUGUGGAACCAAAAACCUGCGUUCUCCGCCCAAAGUCAGCUGGUUCAAAGAUGGCGAGCGGAUCCUGACGUCCGUCCCCGGACACAUCGUCCUGAAGGACCGAGACCUUCGCAUCGUCGCUAACGAGUUUAACGAGGGCGUUUACACCUGUCGCAUCCACCGCCAGGGAAACGUGGUGUCGGCGAACUCCUGGUCCAUCCGCCUGAAACCGGAACCGCCGUCCAACAGCUGAGGACGAGGGUCCUCACAGAGACAUCAUGUCCUCACAGAGACAUCAUGUCCCGCCGAUGUCCUCGUUCAAACUGUGAGACGUCCAGGUGGUUUACGAUCAGCUGCUGCGUCCAAAACAAACAGCGGCUAAAACCCGGACGUUAGCGAACAUGACGUCAGCGAACAGCUGCCAGCUAACAUUAGCAGCCAGCUAACAUUAGCAUCCAGCUAACAUUAGCAGCCAGCUAACAUUAGCAGCCAGCUAACAUUAGCCAGCUACAUUAACAUUAGCUGCCAACCUGAGCUCGUUAUUGUUGUUUUGCUCACGUUAGCUUUCUUACAUUAGCUUGCGAGCAUUAUUCUACUUACGUUAAUUUUCUAACAUUAUCUCGCUAACAUUUUUUUCUUGCCAACCUCAGCUCGUUAUUAUUGUUUUGCUUAGUUUAGCUUCUAAUAUUAGUUAAAAAUGUUGUCUUGUGCAUUUACAUUUUCUAGCAUUCUGCUAGCAUAGCCUGGCUAACUUUAUCUAGCCAACAUUAGCUGCAGUAGUUAAUUUACUACGAUGUCCCCCUUGACAUGUGUCCACUGGGACAUUUGUCUCCAUGGUAACGCUCUUGUGUCGUAUGACAGGAGUGAACCGGAGAAAUGUGAUGGUUAUUAAAAAUAAAACUUUUCCUUCA